AGAUAUAUAAUGAAUGUUAUGCUAAAUUUGCUGCUCAGUUAAACAAAAAAGUUGUCAUAUUAACUGGAGAAACUGGUACAGAUUUAAAAUUACUUGCUAAGGGUAAUAUUAUUAUAUCAACACCAGAGAAAUGGGAUGUCUUGUCACGAAGAUGGAAACAACGUAAAAAUGUUCAAAAUACCAAUUUGUUCAUUGUUGAUGAAUUACAUUUGUUAGAUGGACAAGCUGGGCCUGUAUUAGAAGUAUUGUGUUCUAGAAUGAGAUAUAUAUCAUCUCAGUUAGAGAGAAAUAUUCGUAUUGUAGCCCUGAGUUCAUCUAUAUCUAAUGCUAAAGACAUAGCACAAUGGUUAUCAUGUGGUACUACAUCAUUCUUUAAUUUUCAUCCUAAUGUUAGACCAGUACCAUUAGAACUACAUAUACAGGGUCUGAAUGUCUCUCACAAUGCAUCUCGUAUUCUAGCUAUGGCUAAACCAACUUAUCAAGCUAUAGUUCGUCAUUCACCUAAACGACCAGUAGCUGUAUUUGUUCCCUCUAGAAAACAGACCAGAUUAACAGCUAUAGAUAUAUUAACAUUUGCAGCAGCUGAUAUGCAGCCUGGGCCUGAUGAUAAACCUCAGAGUACAUUCUUACAUGUUGCUGAAAGUGAUUUGGAUCCUUUCUUAGAUAAAAUAUCUGAUAAGACAUUAAAAGAAACAUUAACUAAUGGUGUAGGAUAUUUACAUGAAGGAUUAAGUGAUAGAGAGAAGAAGGUUGUAGAACAGUUGUUUAAUACUGGAGCUAUACAAGUUGUUGUGGUAUCUAGAAAUCUAGCGUGGGGUGUCAAUAUAACAUCUCAUUUAGUUAUUGUUAUGGAUACUCAAUAUUAUGAUGGCAAAACACACUCAUAUGAAGACUACCCUGUAACUGAUGUAUUACAAAUGAUAGGAAAAGCUAAUCGACCUUUACAAGAUAAAGAUGCUAAGGCUGUUAUUUUAUGUCAAAGUUCUAAGAAAGAGUUCUUUAAGAAGUUUCUAUAUGAACCAUUACCUAUAGAGAGUCAUCUAGAUCAUUGCCUACACGAUCAUUUCUGUGCUGAAGUUGUAACCAAAACUAUAGAAAAUAAACAAGAUGCUGUAGAUUAUUUAACCUGGACGUUUAUAUAUCGUCGAAUGACACAGAAUCCUAACUAUUAUAAUCUACAAGGUGUAUCACAUCGUCAUCUCUCUGAUCAUUUAUCAGAACUAGUAGAAAAUACUAUCAAUGAUUUAGAACAGUCUAAGUGUAUCAGUAUUGAAGAUGAUAUGGAUGUAACACCAUUAAAUUUAGGAAUGAUUGCUGCUUACUAUUAUAUCAACUAUACUACUAUUGAGUUAUUCAGUAUGUCUUUAAAUAAUAAGACUAAGAUUAAAGGAUUAAUAGAGAUUAUAGCUAGUGCAGCUGAAUAUGAGAAUAUACCAAUCAGACAUGGUGAAAAUAACAUCCUUAAACAGCUUGCAACCAGAUUGCCUAAUAAGCUAACCAACCCUAAAUAUAAUGAUCCACAUAUUAAAACCAACUUAUUACUACAAGCACAUCUGUCGAGAAUGACUUUAUCAGCUGAAUUACAAUCAGAUACUGAGGACAUACUGGGCAAGGCUAUAAGGUUGAUACAAGCUUGUGUAGAUGUAUUAAGUAGUAAUGGAUGGUUAAGUCCAGCAUUAGCUGCUAUGGAGUUAGCUCAGAUGUGUACACAAGCUAUGUGGGGCAAAGAUUCCUAUUUAAAACAAUUACCACACUUUACUAGUGAAAUAAUUAAACGCUGUAAAGAUAAGGGACAUGAUACAAUAUUUGAUAUUAUGGAGAUGGAAGAUGAUGAGAGAAAUGCUUUAUUACAACUCAAUGAUAGUCAGAUGGCUGAUGUUGCUAGAUUUUCUAACAGAUAUCCUAAUAUAGAAUUAACUUAUGAAGUACAGGAUAAAGAACAAAUCAGAAGUGGAUCUGGUAUUAAUGUAUCUGUUACAUUAGAAAGAGAAGAUGAAAUAGUAGGUCCAGUAAUAGCACCCUUCUUUCCACAGAGUCGAGAAGAAGGCUGGUGGGUUGUUAUUGGUGAUACUAAAACUAAUUCAUUGUUAUCUAUCAAACGAUUAACAUUACAACAGAAAGCUAAAGUUAAACUAGAUUUUGUAGCACCGAAUGCAGGCCACUAUAAUUAUACUAUAUACUUCAUGAGUGAUGCCUAUAUGGGAUGUGAUCAAGAAUAUAAAUUCACUGUUAAUGUUAAAGAAGGAGAUAGUGACAGUGAUGGUAGCGACAGUAAUUAAGAACUCAGUGAAUUUUUGAUGUAUGAUUAAAUCUGCGGUUACUUGAGGUAUUAUUAAAUAUUCAUUGUGACUCACUUAAAGCUGGGUUCCCUUGUUUUUAUUUAUGAAAAUGAAAAUGCUAAUACUUAUAUAAAUAGAAAGUAGAGGUGUUCUAAUGACUUGAAAUAAUACUAGUUUGUCUCACAUGUCCAUAAUUAAUUCAUAAUUAGCUAAAUUAGAGGAGAAUUAGCAUCAGAAUUCCGAAAGUAUUUUUUUGCUUAUCCAGACUGUACAUGCAUGAACAUUUAUGAUUGGUUAAAACCCUUAAUUAUAUGCAAUAAAGAUAUGACUAAGAAUACAUGAUAUCUCACUAGAAACACCAAUUAAUCAAAUUGUUUGCUUGAUUUGCCAUUUCAAAAAUAAGGAAAACCAUCUUUAAUACAUUAUGAAAACUUCAUAGUGUCUAACUUGUACAAUAUUGUUCAUAUCAUGUUGUACUGCUUUGACAUUGUUUUAUAGAAUUUUUCUUCACUCCAUCAUAGCAAACAUUGAUUUGUAAAAAUAAUACAUAUCUUAUCAACCAUAGAAUUAUUUUUCUGUUUAGUUAUUAUUGACUUAUGAUGACCAAUGUUGCCUAUUGUGCUAUUUUUUUUAAAACCGAUUUAAUAUAUUCUGAGAUCUUCUCCACCAGUUUUACAUUACAAAAUUGUCAUAGAAAUAGUUGAUAAAGUUGAGAUAUAUAAUGGAAAUGGUUGAAAUCGAAACUUUACUUUGACUUAAUGUUUUAGCUGUUAUUCAAUUCAUAAAAUCGUAAGACUAUUAUUCAUAACACUAUAAGAAUAAUAAGUGCUAAAUUUUCAUUAUUCAGUGUUCAUCUAUAGUUUUCAUUGAUAUCAUUUAUGUAUAUUAAUUACUAUCUUGAAAAAUAAACUCAUUUCAUAGAAUAAUCAUUUUCUUUUACACUAUAUAUAUGUGCAGCUUUAGUUCAAAUUGUAGCUUACAUCGUAGCUUUUCCAAUAGUUUAAAGAUGGGUUCCUUUAUUUUCAAUUAUGAAAAUGAAAAUACAAAUACUUAUAUGAAUAGAAAGAAGAUGUGAAAAAUAGUUUGUCUUACAUGUCCAUAAAUAAUUCCUAAUAAGCUAAAUUAGAAGAGAAUUACCAGCAGAAUUCCAAUGAAUGAUCGAUCAAGAAAGGUUAAAAAGCCGUUUUUUUUAUGUUUAUCCAGACUGUACAGACACAGACAUUUACGAUUGAUUAAAACUACUUAUUAUAUGCAAUAAGAACAUAAUGAUAAGAAUACAUGAUAGUUCAUUAGAACACCAAUUAAUCAAAUAGUUUUCUUAAUUUGACACUAACAAAAUAAAGAAAACCAUCCAUAAACUUGUUUCAGUUUCUCAAAUUAAAGUGGAUAAUUUCUAAUGUGAAUCUUUGUGAUCAUAAAAGAAUAUAGAAUACAGAUUUGUAA
This is a messenger RNA of Lottia gigantea (owl limpet), 3722 nucleotides long. RefSeq lists its product as hypothetical. Gene Ontology annotation, biological process: spliceosome conformational change to release U4 (or U4atac) and U1 (or U11). The record is from RefSeq and is a predicted model, not a curated record. The transcript has 16 exons. Lineage: Eukaryota; Metazoa; Mollusca; Gastropoda; Lottiidae. Gene Ontology annotation, molecular function: RNA helicase activity; RNA binding. Bases 258 to 2279 code for a protein of 673 amino acids. Gene Ontology annotation, cellular component: spliceosomal complex.